CAAACUUAGUUUACAGCUUCAAUGACCGUGUCGCACUGGAAUUGGUCACAUGUGAGGCUGAUUCCGUCUUCCUCGAUCCCUGAGCGCGCUUCCUCUAUCUCUCUCCCCUCCACAAUCCCAGCAAAUGGAGCUUUCGGCUAGGUUGUUUUGAUGUAAGGAGUUCCGUAGGGCUGUGUGACUCCAUUUUUCUUCCCAGAGUCGUUUCUUGACCCGCUGCACCAUCGUCUAGACGUGACCAUCGCUGAUUGAGGCCCAGGGAUCCACGAUUACGCACAAUAUUUCCACUGUCGCCCAAGAGUUGACAUUGCAGCACCCGAAGCAAUUCCUUGUUAUCAGCGAUGUGAGCAAUUUUUCGUUGGUUGAAAAGAGGAUCGUUGAGGUGCAGUAUUUUGUCUCUGCGCUUUGAGCUUUUGUGUGGAUUCAGACGAUUGCGUCCGUCAUUUAUCCUUAUGAUAACAUACGAUCGUUGUGGCUUUUGUAAUGCUUUGUGGCUGCAUAUCCUCUGAUAUUUUUCGCGAUUUUCAAACGAUAGGAAGAUUAUGAGGCACUACGGAUGAACGUAAGAUUUUUAUCUAGUUAUAUUUUUCCCUGUUUUCUUCAGUGUCUUCUAGUUCCACCUAGAAGACCUGUUCUUCAAUCGCACGGCAGGCUAGAAUCGGCUCACAGAUUGCGCCGUCAUUACGGGUCACCCUCUUCUGAUUUACGUAGUUGUGACAGAGGAAGGAUCACCAAUUCUCAAUUGCCAUGAUCUCUUUCCGACUGUAGGAUAUUUGGUCGAUUAAUGAGAAAUUUAGAAGUCUUUAUGGAAGACUUCUUAUUGGAACAUCUUGUAAUUCCCCAAGUAGGCGACGUAUGAACAGGGGUUUGAGAUUUUUUCUUUGCAUCUUUUAAAUUCAUACGCAUUAUACGUCGAUUCGGUACUUGGUGUUUGUAUACUGUCGUUUACCUACUUACAGUCAACAUCUUACUUAGUUGUGUGAAGCACAGUAACAUUAGCUCAACUUUGCCUCUGCUUUGAGUAAAUAUUUCUUCUCAACUUCACAUCCAGAAACCGGCUUCGACGUCCUUCUUAUACUAUUAGAAGGUGAACUUAGAAUGGGAAAAGGUGGAGGCCUCAGAUUGAGUCGAGAACAGUAUUCUGGAUCUUUCCCAGCUACCAGGGUAAUUCCACCACCCAAGGCAUCCAGUGCCCCCAUCAUCACUGGAGUCUCUGCAUUUUCCAAGGGUAAGGGGAUACUACACCCGCUUUCAACGUCAUUGAAGGAUGAAGACGAUGACAUUGAUACGAACGUUUUCUUCGAUCAACUACUUUCUGGUGUUGCAGCAUCUCAAGAGGCUUCUACAUCUGAGUCUGGACAAGCCACUGCACCCACUCGAGAACUAAGGUUCUGCUACUAUAAUAUCAAGGGCCUGCUGGCAGCUAAGAAAUCCAUUAUACACGUUAAGGCAAAACCUUUACGUGUUGUUGAAGCAGAUAUUAGUGUCGAAGAAGAGCCGAAAUUUUCUCUCGCAUGUAAUCCUGGUCAAAAUUUUCCAACUGUGCGAUCACAAGAAAGAAUUCGUUACAUACGGAAACAAGUUAGCAUAGAUCCUGAAGAAGCGGACUCUCUUGUGAUUACUGCUAUGGAAAAACCUGAUGUUGAGAGGUGUGCAGUGGACGUUUCGUUUGAUAAGGAAGCUAGCCCAACGCAUUCGACUAAUAGAAGCGUACCGUGUAUGAAAGACAAGUUAUUGGCCACUACUGUACCCAUCUCUACAGUCAGAUCUAGUCCAGGGGCGGAAGUUAUACAUGUUGCUAAUAAGACUGCAGAUUCGGGCCUAAAUCUGUCGGAUGUGAAGAAAGGGAAAAGAGGAGAACCUGAAGAAUCUCAGGAGAAUAGAGUGCAAAUUGUGGACGAGACCCCAGAAGCAGCUGCCACUCUUCUGAUGCUUAAAGAAGAAUCUCAGUCUCAGAUGCAUGCAUUCAUUUAUUCAUCCACUUCGGAACCCUCAUUCUUACCUGAUCGAGAUAGAGAGAGUGAUGAUGCGUCGCUGCUUUGUAGAAGUCAGAAUGAAAGUAAAUGGAGUGUACCAACUUCUGAGCACUUGAAGGAGCCAGAGAGGGAAGAAGCUCAUGUGCUUGGAACAACUAUGAGCGUUGACACAGUCAGAACGGGGACCUUUGUUGAGGAAAAACACGGAAUGGAUUUGCCUUCGCCAAAAGUGGACACCACAAUUAUGGAAAGCGGAUCCACGGCAGCUGCCAACCAGGGUUUAUUUUCCCGUGCCAAAGAUGAUAAUCUCCCCGUGAUUGGAGAGGGUCUUGUAUCUGUUCCUGCAAUGCUCAAGGAGACAAACAAUGCUUUCAGUGACAUUGAAAGCGGAAAAUCUACAGAGGAGGUUGUAGUGGAAAAAGAAGACGAGGUGGAUGCAGCUCUGCCAUUAUCAGAAGAGAAGGAAGUCGCACCAUAUCUUAUUAAUGAAGCAGCAGUAGCUGAGACACCAGUUGUGGAUCCCAGGUCUACAAUUCUUGGUAACAAUGUGGUAACGAAGGAAGCGAAGGAAUUGGUUAACGAAUCUGAAGCAGACAAUAUCAAUUCAGCAAUUACUAAAGAUUCAGCGUUCGCGGCCGCGAACGAGAUUUCCCAGGAAAUUUUGAAACCAGAUAUACCCUUUCAGGGGGAUGAGGAGGCAUCACCAUUUCCCGAAGCGCCAUUGCAAAUUUCAGAUGACAUAGCGGGUAAACCACUAAAUUUUUAUGUUGAUACAGCACAUCAAGAGACGCAAAAUAAUCAAAGCAAUGAAAUGGAGCCUCAAUUUAUUGAACAGAGCUCCAUAUCAAACAGCUGGAGAUCCUUUAUACAGGAUUUGAUGAGUGAAUCAGCUAAUAGUUCAGGAUCUGCUACUCACCAAGUCUUAGAAACUGUCAAGGACGAAGUGUCAGCAAGUGUUAACGUCAAAAGCUGUGGUUUAGAAUCCAAAGCCUUCACAGAUGCGGAGGAAGAAGAUGUCAUGACCGUGAUGAACGAAGCGAAGAGCAUAGAAGCACCUUUGUCUGUACCCCAUCAGAUAAAGGUAGAGAAUUACUCAGAUGCUGAAGAAACCUUCAAAGACUCAUUAGGUCGAGAGACCGAGAAGGUCUUAUCAUCCGAGAUCGAGGAGGCGGAAGCUCAAUUAGGCCACGACACAGCCAUCCCCAUGCUGGAGGUGAUCAAUGAGACAGAAGCUGGAGUACAGAAUUCCCUUGUGCAGGACAAGGAUGUUGAGCUUCCCUUGAGCAUAUCACGGAACAGCAUAGAUGUGAAAGAAGCUAAACCUAACCAUGCGCUCAAUUCUGAAGCCCUAUAUUUUCAGGAGAAGUUUCUACUUGUGAAGGAUGCUGCGCCACUCGUGAAAGUCUCGGUUGAAGACUUUGAGGAGCUGAAGUCACCAGAAGCGGAAGAGAAGAAUAUUGAGGCCCCAAUGACUGAAGUCUUCGUUCAGAAGGCUAUAAUUGAGGAAACCCAAGCAAUUGAGGUUGAAAUUCAGGAGGCUGCAGCACCAGUAGUUGGGUCACCUACUCCAGAGCCCCUGGUUGAAGACAUCAAGGAGGCACCGACUACUCCUGAUGCUGUUGCUGGAAUCGCUCCUUUUCUGCAGGAGAGGGAGGUAGGGCUUCCUUUGACCACAGUAGAGUUCAUAGCAGAGCCUAUAUCAAAAAGCAAGGAGUCACUGGUAUUGACUGAAGAGGCCAAGGCUGUCUCUGAAUUUAAGCCUGAAAUCCCUGUUGUUGAAGAGAAUCUUCUACAUGUGAAUCCCGAGACUACCCUAGUGAAGGCAGUUGCUCCAGUUGAACAACCCUUAGUUGACAAUAGCAAGGAUGCAAAAGCCCCAGUGGUAGUAGAGGCGUUUAAGGAAUUAAUAGCUGAAGCUCUCGUUACGAAGCCUAAUAUAUAUGAGGAUCCUCCUGUGGGUCAAUCCCUUACAGAAGAGUCUGGAGAGCCACUAGUUAAGGCACUAAUUGUCGAUCCCCUUAUUGAGGAGAACAAGGAGGUAGACUCUGCUUCCCAAGUUAUUACUGGGGAGACUCCGGUUUUAGAGAAGAGGGAGGUUGAGAUCUCUUUGGCCGUAUCAGAACCUGUACCAGAACCUCUGUCAGGACUAAUAUCAAGUGAGAAGGAUGCAUUGGCUUCGGCCCCUGCCCGUGUUGUUGAGAUGGAUGUUACGGAGGAUAGUGAGAGCAGUGAGGACAGUGAGAUGGAUAGUGAAGAGGAUAGUGACGUAAGCGAGGAUAGUUCUGCUAGUGAGAACGAUAGUGUAGAUAUUGAGGACAGCGACAAGGAUAGUGAUGGUGAGGACAGCGAGGAGAAUAGCGACGACAGCGAUGAGGAUAGCUCUGAGAGUGAAGACAGUUCCUGUAGCGAGGAAGAUAGAUCUGAAAGUGAAGAAGAGAGCUCCGUUAGUGAGGAGGAUGUGGUUAAGAAGGCCCGCUCAGUUGAAGAGUGUGCAUUUGGAGAGGAUACUAUUCCAGUCAAGGUCUCCGUUCCAGUGGAUGAAGCUUCAACUGGAAAUCUUUUGAAGACAGAGACCGCAACGGUCGGAAUUGAGCAGGAGGUUGCCUCUUCAGAGAGUGCUAACUUUAAAUGCCUUGAGCGGGAGAUCGAGGGUAAAAUAAACCGAGUUUCACUGCCUCAAACCACAAAUGAAGAAAAUGAUGACGAGUCUUCAUUGGUGACCAAAGAUUUUGUUGAGGGUUUUGCAACUCCAGUGGCUGAGGAUGUCACAAUCGCUGACCCCCAAGCUUCAGUGUCGGAGAAAUCUUUACCUGUAACUGAGACUAUUUCAAUUAAAGAAGCUGUGGAUGAGAAGCCGGAGGUGCUGAAAUCUUCAGCUGUGGUUGAGGUGUCUCAAUUAGAAAAGGUUGACGCAUCCCCGUCAAAAUAUGAGUUUUCUCAAGCUCCGGCAAAUUCCUCAACCGAAGAGCUGCCCCAAGCAAUUUUGAACUCCGAAGCCUUGGUGAUGGAUACGAGAUCCGUUAAAGAAAUUGGUGUAGUAGAGCCAAUUACGAACAGAAGCUUGGAGUUAGGGGUUCAUACCAUAGAAAGUCCAGAGGAAGCGGAGGAUGUCCAAAUAAGACGGCUUCUACAGGAGAGCACGGUUUCUGGAGCAGCUGAUAACCAAACGAGCCCAUCUGCUGAAGAUGGAACAUGUUACGAAACUUCUGCCAGAAGCCCAAGAAUUGAGCGUAAAUUCAGUAGAAGUAAAGAAGCGUCUGUUGAUGUGCACUCAGAGGAUUCAGAAAAGCAAGAUGCCAAGUCGGAUCUCUUGAAGAAGGUUGACGCUGUCGAUCAUCCAUUCCUUUCCCUGAAUCACAGUGAAGAAUAUGCAGGAGUUGCUCAAGUACCGGAGACGGAUCCGACGUUGGAUAAAAAAUGGAGUCAGGAGGUAUCAGUUGAUGUUGUUUUGCCAGAUGAACCAAUCGAGGUGGAGAUGGAUUCAGUUGAUGAGCGUAAGGCAUCAACAGUUGAAACAGAACAGAGUCUUGCGAGUGAAAAGCCUGGUUCAAUUCUGGACCGUGUCGGACCUGUAUACGAGAACCUCAUUCUUGAGCUUGAAGCAUUUUCUUCCUGUGGAAAGGCUGAUGAGUCGAUGGAACGGGAGGUUGUCUGUACACAGAUGGAGUCGAACGAUGUGAAUGAGAUCGUGCCCAGUACUUCAAAGAACUCUAUGUUGGCUGACUCAGAGCUCGUAGGGGAGAGAAUCACCAGGUCCAGUACAGAUUUGCGAGAUGAAAGAAAUCCCGAAAAACUCUUAUCAUUUGCUGAUUGGCACGAAGAAAAAGAAUCUGCUGAAACAGCGGAUGCCGUUGUUGCAGAUACUGAGGAAGAAAAGAUCAAGGUACCCGGUGAAUCGAAAGGAGUUACAGAAUUCACAGAAUUAUCGAAGCAAUUGGAAGACACCAGCAUAGCCAACGGAACGAUCAAAGAGGAGACCCAGAGGAUCUGGAAUCUGAAGUAUUUGAAGUCAAGACCUGUGAUGGCACAACCAAGAAUCGUUCAACCGCCAAAAUUGGCUCAAUCGCCACAAUUGAAAGCUACCACGGUUGUCGGCCUCUCUUGGCCUCCAGCGCCCCUUGAAGGAGAGGAAUACACUGAUUCUGACGAUGAGGCGACGAAUCCGAGACUUGUGGAAUGAAAGGAUGUGCUUUUCACUUAUCGACAUCAUUCUUACACCUCGUUUACAAACUUGAUAGCAACCUCUAACAUGAAGCUCCACUACUCAACGAGGUGAACUGCCUCAACAGUUUCGUAGUUGCGUACUUGUAAUUAGGUCAAUAUUUGUAUAUCAUGCGAUGAGUGCCCUCCACUUUUCUGCUACUUCUGUGGUAUGUAUCAAUCUUCCAUAAAGUCUUAAGCUACGUCCAGCGAAGUUCCUUCUGGUAUUUUGACUCAUGCAGUUACUGUAACGUUCUAUCCUUUUGAGAUACAGACUCUGUUUUAAAAGAAAACGUUUUCUGGUUUUCAAAUCUAUUAUAUCCAACGUUAACUGA
Messenger RNA from Physcomitrium patens, 6508 nucleotides. RefSeq lists its product as uncharacterized. Lineage: Eukaryota; Viridiplantae; Streptophyta; Bryopsida; Funariales; Funariaceae. The record is from RefSeq and is a predicted model, not a curated record.